This is a messenger RNA of Aspergillus fijiensis CBS 313.89, 1146 nucleotides long. RefSeq names its product putative small nuclear ribonucleoprotein (LSM7). The record is from RefSeq and is a predicted model, not a curated record. Lineage: Eukaryota; Fungi; Ascomycota; Eurotiomycetes; Eurotiales; Aspergillaceae. Gene Ontology annotation, molecular function: RNA binding. The transcript has 4 exons. Gene Ontology annotation, biological process: mRNA splicing, via spliceosome; nuclear-transcribed mRNA catabolic process. The coding region runs from base 223 to 660 and encodes 145 amino acids. Gene Ontology annotation, cellular component: U12-type spliceosomal complex; spliceosomal tri-snRNP complex; U2-type prespliceosome.
CCCUCGCCUUAUCGGGUCGAAAAUUUUCUCCCACUCCGGGUUACUCCAACAGAUUGACCGUCUUUCCACCUCUCAAAUCCCAACGUCUCCAAUCUCUGGUCACGGCACGUGCAUCAUUAUCUAAUCCACGCCGCUGUAAUUGGACACUCGAUCAGUCCAGUAUACAUUAGCCCCUCUUACACGCAAUUCAAUUGAUUCCUUUUCCCCCAACACAGCCAAGCCAUGUCCGAACGAGGCUCAUUCCGAGGAGGUCGCGGCCGCGGCGGAGGUUACGGUGACCGGUCCGGCGGCCGUGGCGGGCAGGGCCGCGGUGGCGGUGCAGGUGGCGGUGCCCACCGCGAGCACCGCGACCACCGCGAGCAGCAGCAGCAGCAAGAGAAGCCCAAGAAGGAGAACAUCCUCGAUCUGAACAAGUACAUGGACAAGGAGGUGCGCGUCAAGUUCAACGGAGGCCGUGAAGUCACUGGUAUCCUGAAGGGCUACGACCAAUUGAUGAACUUGGUUCUGGACGAUGUCAAGGAAGGCAUGCGCGAUGACGAAGGCAACGAGACCACGCGCUCGCUGGGGUUGAUCGUGGCCCGUGGUACGCUGAUUGUGUUGAUCUCCCCGGCCGAUGGCAGCGAGGAGAUCGCCAAUCCUUUCGUGCAACCGGAGGAGUAAGGGUUCCGUGGGUGGUGAUUCCAUGUCAUGCGAUUUGAAGAGCAUCGGCCAUGGCUUGACGGCUGAGGUUGAUGGCCUCGAUGCCCGGCUAGAUUUAAGGCCGAGUAAACCCAGUUGGGUUGAUCAAGGCCUCUACUGGUCGAGAAAGAGUCAUUCCAUUUACGAAAGCAGAUGAAAAGAUAUACCAGAUGUGCUUUGUGCUUUGUGCUUCGUGCUUCGAGCAGUGACUGUACAGUACCUGAAAAUGAGCUUGCAUGCACUGGUCAAGUCAUAGGCCAUGAUUGCAGCAGGAUGAGUGACUAGAAAGAAAUAUCAAUGAGAUUAACGACCAUUAAGCUUCGAAGUGACAUGUCAUGACAUCACGGCAGGGAAUGGGGUGAUGACGGUGACUUCGGCGUUGCACCGCCCGGUCUAGAAGCAAGUGCCCAGUCUAUCAUCCCAGCUGGUCGGAAGUAUAUUCGACUUUUGUCAAGUAUAAUAUCACCC